CCCAUCCCCGCUGCUGCUGGCUGGACGCACGGCUCUUCCUGCGGGGAGGUUUUCCUGCAACAAUUUGUUUUCUGAGGGUCGAAAUCAUGGUGCCUGUACCGCAUCGGCUCCAAAUGGCACUGUGAGAACUUUCCUCCUCCCCCCCCCCCCCCCCCCCCCUUAUUUUUUUAUUUUAGAUGUUUGUCAUUGGGAUCGUGCUUCUUUGGGAAAUUAGCCACCGUGUCCCCUUUCAAUUAUGUUCACUUUUGCUGCCUUCUGCUACAUGCUGUCUCUGGUCCUCUGUGUGUCCCUGAUCUUCUUUGCAAUAUGGCACAUCACAGCCUUUGAUGAGCUCCAGGCCGACUUCAAGGUGCCGAUCGAUCAGGGCAAUCCACUCCAUGCGAGGGAGAGGCUGCGGAACAUUGAGAGGAUCUGCAACUUGCUUAGGAAGUUGGUGCUGCCAGAGUACUCCAUCCAUGGACUCUUCUGCAUCAUGUUCCUGUGUGCCCAGGAGUGGCUGACCGUGGGCCUCAACAUCCCCCUGCUCUUCUACAACACAUGGAGGUACUUCCAUUCGCCAACGGACACUAAGGAGCUGCUCUACGACCCAGCGUCCGUGAUGAACGGAGACACGCUCAAGUUCUGCAUAAAGGAGGCCUGGUGCAAGCUGUCCUUCUUCGUCCUAUCCUUCUUCUACUAUCUCUACUGUGUGUGGAACCUGGAUAUAUCCGUCUAAUAGAACUUUUCAAUGGAAACACUUAAAGUAUGAUCUACUCCUUGGUUACCUCAACAUAACAACUGAUUUAUCAGCAACUGGAGAGAAGGGAAAACGCCUCUGGUAAUACAGACCACCACUGUUUCGGUCUACAAUCGAAAGACAGGAAAUAGAAGAUAGAAAAAUGUUUUUUGCUGCAAAGCCAAACAAUGAACUCAAUGGGGGCGAAGCUUUUUUCUCUACUUUGUCCCCUUAAGAAGGAAGGUUUCAUGCUUGUCUGUAAAUAAAAACUGAAGUCUUGUUUACAGUUAGACCGGUCGUAGCUAGACCCAAGUAAAUCACUGCCUGGCCAACAUUUGAACCAAACACACACACACAUCCACAGCCUCCUCUGAAGUGGUACCGUACAUACUGUAAAGUUGCAGCGCUGGUAGCCCCAGAGGAUAAAGAGCACAGUAGCGUUUGCACAGUUUGUCUCAGGCACAGCAUGGUGAAGCACUGUCCGGCCCAGCACGGCUCACCCCCCCUCAGUCAUCCCCUCUCAACGCCUCGCCAACCGUAGCUUCACUGGUGAGUCAGAAACGAGGGAUACAUGGACGACUGCAUGGACAGAUAACACUGUACAUAAAGCAGAACGCUUUGGUUGGAAACACCCGAGCAGACGAUAUUUUCCACUGAAUGGCACACACUGUCCAUGGCCUGUGGGUUUUUCUUUCUAACAUUACGUGAAUGGCUUUUGUGACGUGUGCAUUUUGGUGUAUUAUUUAACUAAAGGCAUUUCUAAUAGAAGCAAAAGGUAUCCUAUACAGCAAAUGCCUUCUUAGUGUCAUCCUAGUGUUGUUCUAUUGUGGGAAAACUUUUCUAAAACUUAAAAGCUAACACCUGUCCAA
Trematomus bernacchii (emerald rockcod) is the source of this 1584-nucleotide messenger RNA. It is a transcript of the gene cnih3, whose product is annotated as cornichon family AMPA receptor auxiliary protein 3. NCBI's taxonomy places the organism in Eukaryota, Metazoa, Chordata, Actinopteri, Perciformes, Nototheniidae. The coding region runs from base 236 to 715 and encodes 159 amino acids. Gene Ontology annotation, biological process: vesicle-mediated transport; regulation of AMPA receptor activity. The record is from RefSeq and is a predicted model, not a curated record. Gene Ontology annotation, cellular component: dendrite; synapse. The transcript has 7 exons.